Messenger RNA from Purpureocillium lilacinum, 1416 nucleotides. Its product is annotated as mannosyltransferase. Gene Ontology annotation, cellular component: endoplasmic reticulum. Lineage: Eukaryota; Fungi; Ascomycota; Sordariomycetes; Hypocreales; Ophiocordycipitaceae. The record is from RefSeq and is a predicted model, not a curated record. Gene Ontology annotation, molecular function: mannosyltransferase activity.
AUGAUUGUCCCGUUCCUGGCCUCUGUCCUCGCCGGCGCGGCCACAGUCGUCCUGUUCCGCUAUGUGUUUGCCUUGCUCCCGUGGUUGGGCCGCCGCGCCCUCGACACCAUUCCGACGCGGUACCGGCCAGCCGCGAAGCCUGAGGAUGAGCAUAUCCAGGUCCUCGUGCUCGGCGACAUUGGCAGGAGCCCUCGCAUGCAAUACCAUGCCAUCAGCGUAGCCAAGCAUGGGCGCCAGGUUGACAUUGUGGGAUACAAAGAGACGGCGAGGCAUCCCGGCCUCAUUGGGAACCCUCGCGUGACCAUGUAUGCCCUCUCACCGACCCCUGAGUGGAUUGCAUGGGGCACCCUGCCCUUCUUCAUCAACCUCCCCGCCAAAGUCAUUCAGCAGUUCUGGACCCUCUUCUACACCCUCAUGUAUGCCGCGCCGCCAGCUCGCUGGAUCAUCAUUCAGAACCCGCCGUCGAUCCCGACUUUCCAUGUAGCUCUCCUCGUCUCUCUGAUUCGGGGCAGCAAGAUCGUCGUGGACUGGCAUAAUUAUGGGUACUCCAUCCUGGGCCAGAAGAGAUUCCUUGGGCCUCUCGUGCCCAUUUACCGAUGGUAUGAGAUGGGGUUCGGCCGCUUCCUCGGCAACGCCAACCUCGCCGUGACAGACGCCAUGACCCGCCAGCUCCAAGGCGGCCGCUUCAACCUCAGGAACCCAGUCUACACCUUACAUGACCGCCCUGCUGAAAUCUUUCAGCCCAUCCAGUCCGCCAAAGCCCGGGCGGCUUUCCUAUCUAAACUGCCAGAGACAAAGUCCCAAGCCAAGGACAUUGCCAAUGGCAGCGUGCGCCUCAUCGUCAGCAGCACAUCUUGGACCCCAGACGAAGACUUCAGCAUCCUCCUCGACGCCCUCGUCGCCUAUGCCAACCCAGACGUCGACUCCAAGGCCGAACCUCCGUCGCCGAUCCUCGCCAUCAUCACCGGCAAGGGCCCAGAGAAGGCCAAGUACCUGGAGCGCAUCAAGGAGCUGCAGGAGGGCGGAAAGCUCCCGGGGAUGCGCAUUCUGACAGCCUGGCUCUCCAACCGCGACUACGCCACUCUGCUAUCCGCAGCCGACCUCGGCAUUUCCCUGCAUAAAUCGAGCUCGGGGGUCGACCUGCCCAUGAAGGUCGUCGACAUGUUUGGCGCGGGGCUGCCUGUCGCUGCAUACUCGGCCUUUGAGAGCUUCGGUGAGCUCGUCAAGGAAGGCGAGAACGGGUGCGGCUUCGAGACGUCGGCAGAGUUGACAGAAAUCUUGCGCCGGUUGUUCAGCGCAGAAGGCGAGGCGGAGCUCGCGCAUCUGAAGAAGGGGGCUGUCAAGGAGGGGUCGCUCAGGUGGGACGAGGAGUGGGAUCGGGUCGUGGCGCCGCUGAUAGAAGUUUCGGAACCAUAG